This is a messenger RNA of Bombyx mandarina (wild silkworm), 2975 nucleotides long. Its product is annotated as katanin p80 WD40 repeat-containing subunit B1. Gene Ontology annotation, biological process: microtubule depolymerization; microtubule severing. The record is from RefSeq and is a predicted model, not a curated record. Lineage: Eukaryota; Metazoa; Arthropoda; Insecta; Lepidoptera; Bombycidae. Gene Ontology annotation, cellular component: katanin complex. Gene Ontology annotation, molecular function: microtubule binding.
UUGUCAAAUCUAAAAAAUCAAAAUGCUUCAGAUUUAGUCAAAAUUCAAUAUUAAAAUCUAGGUUACAGUGGAUUUAAUGUAUAGUACACGCCAUUCGAAUGAAUAAAUUUCAUAAAAGCGACAAAAUACUCUAAGUGACAGUAAAGUGUUUUUAAUUACAUAUUGCUAGAAAUAUUUUUUCAGCACAAUACUCUCAAAUUUUAUUUAUAAAUAUUGUAACCCAAACAUUAAUUGUCUUGAAGCUUGAAAUUCUUUUCAUGGAGUUCUCGUAAUAAUUUAUUAAUUACAAUGGAAGCUACCCGAAGAUCAUGGAAACUACAAGAAUUUGUUGCACACAAAGCAAAUGUCAAUUGCCUAGCAAUGGGACAUAAGUCCAAUCAGGUUUUAGCAACUGGAGGAGAUGACAAAAAAGUAAAUUUAUGGGCAAUUGGAAGACAAAGUUGUUUAAUGAGUCUUAGUGGACAUACAACCCCUGUAGAAUGUGUGUGUUUUGGUCAUUCAGAAGACUUAGUAUGUGCUGGUUCACAAACUGGUGCCUUAAAAAUUUGGGAUUUGGAAGCUGCUAAACUGUUAAGAACAUUCACAGGGCACAAAGGAGCCAUUAAGUGUAUGGAUUUUCACCCAUAUGGUGAUUAUCUAACUACAGGUUCUUGUGACAGUAAUGUUAAACUAUGGGACACUAGAAAGAGAGGAUGUAUUGUAACUUAUUCUAGUCAUAGACUUGCUGUCAAUAGCCUGCAGUUUAGUCCCGAUGGACAGUGGAUUGCAUCUGCAUGUGAAGAUGGUAUUGUGAAAGUGUGGGAUGUCCGCAUAGGUAAAGUACUACAAGAGUUCACUGAACACACUUCAGCUGUGACUUCAGUCAAAUUUCAUCCACAUGAAUUCCUGCUUGCAAGUUGCAGCACGGACAGGACAGUAAAUUUUUGGGAUAUGGAAAAAUUUCAACUGGUCUCCAAGUUUCAAAAGGAUAACACAUCUAUCAGGCACAUGGUAUUCAGUGAAGAUGGUGGAACUUUGCUUGGGUGUGCUAAUGACGGCCUGCAUGUGAUCGGUUGGGAACCUGCUCGAGUAAUGGACACUGUAACUGGACAUUGGGGUCAGAUUCAUGAUUUAACAGUGGCUCAUACACAAUUGAUUGCUGCAUCAUUUCAUUCAACAUAUGUUGUGUUAACAGUUGUGGACUUGAGCAAAGUUCAUCCAUUUGGUGGACCUCCGCCGGUUUCUCCUCCGAUCAUUAGAGAUCUAUCGCCAUUUCAAAAAGGACACUCUGUUCGUAAAAGUUUCUCAAAAGAAAAACCACAAAAAGAAGUUUUACAUAGACCAACACUUUUAGACGAGAAAACUGCCGAAGAAUCAACAUCAGGUACAGAAGCUGAUGAGGAUUCAGGCGCAGUCAUAUCAAAUUUUAAUGACUACACUGAAAUAUUUCGUCCCUCCCGAGCAUUGAAUAGAACGCCGCCUCCAGCAACAAGUUUAUCUUCCGAUGAUUAUUCAUUAUCAGGACACGAGUCAGUGGAGAAGGAUACCGUAGUAAGUGACACGCUUCGUGAGCUGGUACUGAGUGAACCAUCACGACCGCUGCCUAUACCCUCGCCGCCGCAACGACAUCGUACUGAGCAUUAUUCACGGAUACCCACUUCCACUAAAGAACACUAUACAGUGAUUGAAAAGAAAACUGAGAGCUUUACUAGGGUGAUGGACAACACUAAAGAAGAGAAAAUGUUUGCUACAUCUCCAACAUCAACCUUGAGAGAUUACACUGCCAAUAGUAUAACUUCAAGUUCACUCAAUAGACAUAAUUCAUACAAAGAAACUAAAUCAUCUACAGACUUGACCACAAGUAACCUUAGACCCAGUAAUAGUGACAUGUCGUUGGGCCCGCCAUCAUUAGGUCCCAGAUCGUUAUCUUUCACACGAACUUCGAGUGAAACGUCGAGACGCCGGGUCGACAGCGUUCAUGAUAAUGUGACCGUAAACCGAAGUGUAGACGCUGCGGAUCGUGAGUCUGAGCCAGAAUUUAUUCCGUACAACACAGACAGGCCGGUUGGGCUCGACCUAGAUGAGUUUUUACCCCGAGGAGUGCGCGAGGGUGGGACUAGACGCGGGCCACGCGGAGUAGUCGUGGAGCCUAGCGAGCAGGAAGUCCUCGGCGUCAUGAUGCGGGGACACGACUCUAUGAUGGCCGUGCUCACUGCGAGGCAGAGAGCUUUACAGAUAUUUCAUUCAGUGAGAGUAAAUAAGAGUUUAAAAACAGCUUUAGAAUCUGUCAUUGCUCUGGAAGACACUUCAGUGAUCCUGGAUAUCUUGAAUGUCAUGGCACAUAAACCGUCUCUGUGGAAUUUGGAUAUAUGUUUAUUAAUGUUGCCCAAAAUAUUUGAACUCCUACAAAGCAAAUAUGAAUCAUACAUGCAAUGUGGUUGUAAUGCAUUAAGACUCAUAGUGCGCAACUUCUCCUCGGUGGUUCGAGCGAAUGUGAGUGCUCCUGUGAGAACUCUUGGGGUAGACAUACCUCGUGAAGAACGAUAUUCAAAGUGUAUGCAAAUACAUCGACUCUUGCUUGAUGUCCGAGCCUUCUUACUUAAGCGCCAGACACUUCAAGGUAGACUUGGCGCUGCCUUCAGAGACCUUCACACCUUGAUGCAACAGGGUUUAGAUUGAUUCAACUGCUUUCGUCAUCAUAUAUAAGUAUCAAUCAGUACUCUGAAUAAAUAAGGCGAAAGACUAAAGUAUGAUGAUACAAAGACAUAUUUUUAUAAUGAAUUUUUGAACAGUAAUAAAUUUUGACAAAUCAUAAAUAUAUACAAUAGGACAAAUACAAGAUGUUAAAUUUUUGACCUAAUUCAGUUUGAUUGAAGAAAAUUAAUUUUGAUUAAUGAGAACAUUGUCAGUUUGUGAGGAAACAAGAAUAAAUUUUUAUUAUAACCACACACUGUAUUUGGCCAUUUCUCUUCAAGCAAUUGAUGAACAAAAUAAAU